AUGUCGACUGCGGAGGCGGAACCGAUCGCCGCGCGGAGCAGCCCCGCGGAGGAGAACAAGGAAGCGGAGGAAAGAGGGGGAGUUCUGGGAGGCGACGUGGAGCGGCUGGAAGCGGCUUUUGCGCUGGACUCAACUGUCCCUUGCGACAACGCGGGCGACAGGACGGGCGACAACGCGGGCGACAACACGGGCGACACCGAGGAGCUCGUUCGGCUUCGCGAGGCACUGCGCGGAUUCCGGAUGCCCGCGGAAUGGGAGCCGCACGAUGGGUGUUGGAUGAUCUGGCCCGAGCGCCCUGACAACUGGCGCGACGCAGCGGUGCCAGCUCAGCAGGCGUUCGCAGCGGUGGUGGCGUGCAUCAGCCGAUUCGAGCCUGUGCGCAUGCUGGUGUCUGGCGCACAGUGGCGGAAUGCGCGGCAGCAGCUGCCAGCAUCAGUGCGUGUGAUAGAGAUGAGCAGCAACGACGCGUGGGCCAGAGACAUAUGCCCCACUAUGGCGGAGCUCAUACCUGCGUGCACGCGCCACCGCACCUCACUCGUCAUGGAGGGGGGUUCCCUGCAUGUGGAUGGAGAAGGCACGCUCAUCACCACGGAGCAGUGCCUGCUGCACCGCAGCCGCAACCCCACUCUCUCACGAGCUGCCAUCGAGAGCCACCUGUGCGCUCUCCUGGGUGUCUCCACCGUCAUCUGGCUGCCCCGGGGCCUACAAGGGGACGAGGACACGGAUGGGCAUGUGGACAACGUGGCGUGCUUCGUGGCGCCCGCACAUGUGCUGCUCGCGUGGACUGACGACCCCUCCCACCCGCAGUACCCAGUGUGCCAAGCAGCGCAUGAGGUGCUGUGCUCAGCUCGGGACGCUAAGAACCGGCCCCUGCGCAUCACACACCUCCCGCUGCCACCCGCACUCUACUACUCACACCAAGACGUGCAAGGCCUUGCACAGGAGGGGGCCCACGCCCAGCGCCAAGCAGGAGACCUGAUGGCAGCAUCCUACAUCAACUUCUACCUCCCAAAUGGUGCGGUUGUGGCACCUGCAUUUGGCAUCCCAUCUAGUGACAAGCGUGCAUUUGAAGUGAUACAGAAGGUUUUUCCACACCGUGAGGUGAUCAUGAUCCCAGAAGCGUCACAUGUCACCAUCUCAAUCUGUAGAUCUCUGCAUGCUGGCAGCGCGCGCAAGGGAGCCCCCUUUGCGGACUUCUCGAUCAGGAGUGCAAUGGCGACGCAAAACCCCUUCGCGCUGCUUGAUGGUGACGACAACGACGACCCCCAGGCCCUGCUGUCCCGCGUCGCGGCCGAACCUGUGAAGGUCGACGCGAGCAAAAAGGCUGCCGCUAAAGGCGCCAAGCCCGCUCCUGCUGCUGCCAAGCCUGCUGCUGCUACCACUGCACCUGCUCGCUCCGGCUACAACCGCGGAGGUCGCGGCGGCGGUCGCGGCGGAUACGGCGGACGCGGUGGCGACUACCAGACGUUCAACGAGCCGCGCGACAAUGGCCGCGCGUUCAUCGCGGAGCGCCAGGUUCGCGGGGAAGACGGCGAGAACCGCACGUCGUUCGCGGAGCACCACCACGGCGACCUGCGGAGAGGCGGCGGAAGGGGGGGGCGCGGUCGCGGCUAUGGGCGCGACGGGGGCCAGCGCCGCCCGCACCGCGAGUUCGACCGCAUGAGCGGCACCGGCCGUGGCGGGGAGAUCAAGCGCGAGGGGGCUGGCCGUGGCAACUGGGGCAGGGAGGGCGAAUACCUUGGCGAUGAGACUGUCGCGCCCGCAUCCGGGGAGGCGGAGCCGAAGGCGGAGGGCGAGUCGGCGGAGGCGGCGGCGGAGGUCGCAGCGCCGGAGCCCCCUGUGCUGAGCGAGGAGGAGCUCGCAGCCCAGGAAGCUGCGCGGAAGGAGAAGGAAGAGGAGGAGAAGCAAAUGACGCUGGAGGAGUACGAGAAGGUGCUGGAGGAGAAGCGCAAGGCGCUGGCGGCGAGCAAGGCGGCGGCGCGCGUGGUGGAGGUGGACGAGGAGAUGGCCAAGAUGACGCUCAAGAAGAAGGCUGAUGGCGAUGACGUCUUUGUCAAGCUGGGAGAGGAUAAGGAGAAGGCGGCGAGGAAAAAGGACGAGGACCGUCCCAAGACGGUGAACAUCAACGAGUUCCUCAAGCCUGCAGACGGCCAAACCUUCCACUACCGCAAUCCCCGCGGCGGUCGCGGUGGAGUCAACAUGUCAGAUCACUACACGCGCGUUAAAGCGCAGCAAGGAGGCGUGCCUUCGCGCGUGGUAGGCUGUCUCCUAGGCGUGCAGUCGGGUCGCGUUGUGGAGAUCUUUAACUCGUUCGAGGUGAUUUACGAGGCGCGAGGCGGUGACGGUGCCGGGAGCAGCAGCAAUCCGCCAGAAGCCAUGGAUGGCGGCUCGGGCGAACCUGAAAUCGUUAUUGAUCGUAGUUUCCUCACCGUCAAAAUGGAACAAUACAAGAAGGUGUUCCCCAAGUACGACGUGCUGGGGUGGUACUCGACGGGCACGGACGUGCGCCCUGCUGACAUGCACGUGCACAAGGCGCUGAUGGACAUUAACGAGAGCCCCAUCUAUCUGCUGCUCAACCCCGCCAUCAACCCUGCUGGAAAGGACCUCCCCAUCUCCAUCUUCGAAAGCGAGCUGCAUGUGAUAGACGGUGUGCCGUCACUCAUCUUCGUCUCUUCCACAUACACUAUCGAGACGGUGGAGGCGGAGCGCAUAUCAGUGGACCACGUGGCACACAUCAAGCCGUCCGAUGGCAGCUCAGCAGCCACUCACUUGGCAGCGCACCUAACAGGCAUGCACAGCGCCAUCAAGAUGCUAACCACGCGGGUCAGACUACUGCACAGCCACCUAGCCGCCAUGGAAUCAGGUGCAGUGCCGUACGACCACUCAGUGACGCGCCAGGUGUCCAGCCUCAUCCGCAGGCUGCCAGCUGUCGACUCCGACCGCUUCCACCGCCACUUCCUCACUGAAUUCAACGAUACACUCCUCAUGACAUACCUCGCCAGUAUCACCAAAUCAACGAACACGAUAAACGAGCUAGUGGAUCUAUUUGAUGUGGUGUACGACAAGCAAUCGCGCAGAGCAGCUCGCACGGCGUUUGUCUAG
Molecule: messenger RNA, 3102 nt
Organism: Closterium sp. Yama58-4
Lineage: Eukaryota; Viridiplantae; Streptophyta; Zygnematophyceae; Desmidiales; Closteriaceae
Source: the annotation of a GenBank genome assembly